Messenger RNA from Castor canadensis (American beaver), 3933 nucleotides. The record is from RefSeq and is a predicted model, not a curated record. Lineage: Eukaryota; Metazoa; Chordata; Mammalia; Rodentia; Castoridae.
GGCGGCCGGGCAGGGCCGGCCCCGCAGCCUCCGCCCCGUCCCCGCCGAGGACCCUCGCCCCGCCGCUUGACACGAGGGUGCAGAGCUGUCCGCGCCCACGCCGGGGCCACCGACGCGGGGGAGCCUCUUCGCCAAGGUCACCGCGAAGGCGGAUGGUGCUGCGCGGCGCCACCUAACUCCGCUCUGCAGGCCGAGCGUGGCCAUCUAAGUCGCUUUUCCUCCCCCCUCGCUCCUCGGCGAAGGCUGCGGUGACAAGGGGGCUGCAGUCUCACUUACAGCUCGCCUACCUGGGUAUAGCUCUCGGCUGGGCUGGGUGGAAACCCCUCGAUUGCCCACUGCUAGCACCGAGCACCCGUUCUAGCAGUUCUGUCUUUCUGGCCCUUGGAAACUUGGCAGUGUUCGAAAGCUGGACACAACCCGCUUGAAAUUGCGGGGCACACACAAGUGUGCUCGUGAGUGCGUGUCAGCCACGAGUUAACAUAACCGCCUCCUGCUGAAGAUGUACUUGUCUGCUUUUGAAAAUAGCAUUCAUCCUCUCCUGCACCGGUGGCGACACCCUAAGCCAUGUUGAGCUUGUAUUUAUCACAGCGUCAAAAAGAAAAAGAAAAAAACUACUGAACCUCCCUGAACUUUGGGCCUCAACCAAAGUAGAUUUGUCUUGCCUUUUAAAAACUUCAAGAUGGGAAGCUCUUGUCUAGUGACGUGACUCAUUAUGUGAUCCCAGACUGGAAAGUUGUUCAAGAUUACCUUGAGGUCCUGGAGUUUCUGGAGUUGAAGGGAAUUAUCUUCAUGCAAACAGCUUGUCAAGCUGUGCAGCAUCAAAGAGGCCGCAGACAGUAUAACAAAUUGCGAAACCUGCUGAAGGAUGCGCGUCACGACUGUAUUCUCUUCGCCAAUGAAUUCCAGCAGCACUGCUACCUCCCUCGGGAAGGAGGGGAGCCCAUGGAGAAGUGGCAGACCAGGAGCAUAUACAAUGCAGCUGUCUGGUACUGUCACCAUUGCCAGGACAGAAUGCCAAUCGUCAUGGUGACAGAAGAUGAGGAGGCCAUUCAGCAGUACGGAAGUGAAACAAAAGGAGUGUUUGUGAUUUCCUUCAAGAGUUAUCUGGACAAUUUCUGGCCAGAUUUAAAGGCUGCCCAUGAACUCUGUGACUCUAUCCUUCAGUCACGCCGGGAGAGAGAGAGUGAAAGUCAGGAGAGUCAUGGGAAGGAGUACCCCGAACAUCUUCCUCCAGAAGUGCUAGAAGCAGGGAUCAAAUCUGGGUGCUAUGUCCAGGGAAUUCUGAACGUCAAUAAACACAGAGCACAAGUAGAAGCUUUUGUUCGACUUCAAGGAGCCAGCAGCAAAGACUCAGGGUUAGUCAGCGACAUCCUUGUACAUGGUAUGAAGGCCCGGAACCGCGCGAUUCAUGGAGAUGUGGUGGCCGUGGAACUGCUGCCCACAAGUGAGUGGAAAGGAAGGACGGCUGCCCUGUGUGAGAACGACAGUGAUGACAAGGCCUUGGGCGAGGCCCCGAGCGAGCCCAUGCCCACAGGUCGUGUGGUGGGCAUCCUUCAGAAGAACUGGCGAGAUUACGUGGUGACAUUUCCAUCCAAAGAAGAGGUCCAAUCUCAGGGCAAAAAUGCUCAGAAGAUCCUGGUUACCCCUUGGGAUUACAGAAUUCCCAAAAUCCGGAUUAGCACGCAGCAAGCAGAGACCCUGCAGGACUCCAGGGUGGUUGUGCGCAUUGAUUCCUGGGAGUCAACAUCCGUGUAUCCAAAUGGACAUUUUGUGCGUGUUUUAGGAAGAAUCGGUGAUCUGGAAGGGGAAAUUGCAACCAUCCUGGUGGAGAACAGCAUUUCAGUUGUCCCCUUCUCAGAAGCUCAGAUGUGUGAGAUGCCAGUGAACACACCAGAAAACCCCUGGAAGGUGAGUCCCGAAGAGGAGCAGAAACGUAAGGAUUUGAGGAAAACUCACCUUGUGUUCAGCAUUGACCCCAAAGGUUGUGAAGAUGUGGAUGACACCCUUUCUGUCAGAACUUUGGAGAACGGCAACCUGGAGCUUGGGGUCCACAUUGCAGAUGUGACACACUUUGUACUGCCCAAUUCCUACACCGAUGUCGAAGCUAGAACAAGGGCCACCACUUACUACUUAGCAGAUCGGCGCUAUGACAUGCUGCCCUCUAUCCUCAGUGCUGAUUUGUGUUCCCUCCUGGGAGGCGUUGAUCGGUAUGCUGUAAGUGUCAUAUGGGAACUGGAUAAAACCUCUUAUGAAAUUAAGAAAGUAUGGUAUGGUAGAACCAUUAUUCGGUCAGCUUACAAACUGUUCUAUGAAGCAGCCCAGGAGCUACUGGACGGAAACUUCAGCAUUGUUGAUGAUAUUCCAGAAUUCAAAGACUUAGAUGAGCGGAGCCGACAAGCCAAGCUGGAGGAGUUAGUGUGGGCAAUUGCAAAGCUGGCUGACAUAGCUCGUCAUGUCCGAGCAAAGAGAGACCGCUGUGGUGCCCUGGAACUGGAAGGCGUGGAGGUUCGAGUGCAGCUUGAUGAAAGAAAGAACAUUCAUGACCUCAUCCCCAAGCAACCCCUGGAGGUCCAUGAGACGGUGGCUGAAUGCAUGAUCCUGGCCAAUCACUGGGUGGCCAAGAAGAUCUGGGAGAGCUUCCCUCAUCAGGCCUUGUUGCGCCAACACCCUCCUCCACACCAGGAGUUCUUUUCUGAGCUUCGGGAAUGUGCGAAAGCAAAAGGCUUCUUCAUAGAUACUCGGUCCAACAAAACGCUGGCUGAUUCUCUGGAUAAGGCCAAGGACCCCAGCGAUCCAGUGGUGAACAGGCUGCUGCGCUCCAUGGCUACGCAGGCCAUGUCAAACGCGCUCUACUUCUCCACCGGUUCGCAUGCGGAGGAGGAGCUCGGUCAUUACGGUCUCGCAUUAGAUAAAUAUACCCACUUUACUUCUCCAAUAAGAAGAUACUCAGAUAUUGUAGUGCACCGACUACUAAUGGCAGCCAUUUCAAAAGACAAGAAAGUGGAAAUUAAAGAAAAUUUGUUCAGCAACAAAGAUCUUGAGGAAUUAUGCAGACAUAUCAACAACAGAAACCGAGCAGCGCAGCAUUCUCAGAAGCAGUCUACUGAACUCUUCCAGUGCAUGUACUUUAAAGACAAAGACCCUGAAACUGAGCAGCGCUGCAUAUCUGAUGGAGUUAUCUAUUCAAUUAGAACAAAUGGGGUGCUUGUAUUUAUACCGAGGUUUGGGAUUAAAGGUGCUGCUUAUCUAAAAAAUAAAGAUGGUUUAGUGAUCUCUUGUGGCCCAGAUAGCCAUUCUCAAUGGAAACCAGGAUCUCUUCAACGAUUUCAAAACAGAAUCACCUCUACCACAACAGGAGGGGAAUCGACAACAUUCCAUUUGUUUGACCAUGUGACAGUAAGAAUAUCUGUUCAGGCCCUGCGUUGCCAUUCUGAUACAAUCAGGCUUGAAAUAAUAAGCAACAAACCAUACAUGACACCAAACACAGAACUUUCUCAUCAGAGUUCCCUCUUGCUGAAGAGUGAGUUAGUGAAAGAAGUAACCAGAUCUGUGGAAGAAGCUCAGCUUGCUCAAGAAGUAAAAGUAAAGGUCAAUGAGGAAGAGUAUCAAGAAUAUCGCCAAACAAAGGGAAGAAGUCUAUACACACUUCUGGAAGAGAUAAGAGACCUAGCUCUCCUGGAUGUUUCAAACAAUUAUGGAAUAUGAAACACUUCAUUAAGAUAAUUUUGUCUUACAUGUUUUACCAUCUUGCCAAAUUCAACGUCUAAUUCUGUGUCAGUCGGUGCUCUAGUUUUGAGACUGGGUGGAUAUUUCAUGUGUACAAUGAUCUCAUACAUCACUGAAGUUGCCUUAAAUGAAAUUAACUAGGUCACUACUUAUAUAUAGUGAAUGCAGGCUCCGCAAGGCAGUUUAUUAGUCUCUUUAAUAAACCAG